Messenger RNA from Chaetomium strumarium, 2386 nucleotides. RefSeq lists its product as uncharacterized. Lineage: Eukaryota; Fungi; Ascomycota; Sordariomycetes; Sordariales; Chaetomiaceae. Gene Ontology annotation, molecular function: protein phosphatase regulator activity. The transcript has 4 exons. Gene Ontology annotation, cellular component: cytoplasm; nucleus; protein phosphatase 4 complex. Bases 339 to 2192 code for a protein of 617 amino acids. The record is from RefSeq and is a predicted model, not a curated record.
AACCUAGGAGGUUAGAGUAUGAGCUCACUAUGCACUUCAAGUUGCCGUGCCUCCCGUCGGAUUUGAUCGAGGUGACCGACUUCGCUGGGAAGAUUGUAAGUACGGUUCCUUACGCCAUUACGUUCACCCCAUAUGUAUGUGCGGAAUACAUUACAAGAAAACAGACAUCCGCCAUGCAAGCCGCCACCACAGUGCCGGACCAGACCAUGUGGGGCAACCCGCAACAUAGCGCCCGGACCCGGUCCUACACUACGAACCCGACGCGUUUCCGGCAAUGCGCAGGCACGCGCCAGAGAACCACAAUCUCGCAUCGACCCCACCAUUCAUAAGCUUCCGGGAUGGAGAUAGAAGCUGGCGACGACAUUCUAAGGAAGGCGGCGGAGGACGGUUCCCUGGACUACGCGGCCUGGCCCGACCUGCUGCCCUUGGUUCUGGCACGUAUUGAGAAGAUCGCACACACCGAAUUUCCCAUUCCCGCCAUCACGUCUCCCGUCCGACCAGCCCGACCUCCCUCGCCCCGUUUCCUUGCCCCGCUUCCUUCAUCGGACCCAGUAGAGGCGCCGGAUCAGACGAAUCCGCCGCCGACGUCGUCGCAAGAAACAGACAAAGAGAAUGCCAAGCCGUCUCCGCCAUCGCUCUCUAGGGGCGCCGGCACCAGUGCGAACGCUGGGCCGGCCUCCUCCGCUCCAGCAGCUUCGUCGUCGCAACCGAGCGCCCCUACCCAACAACACCCCGUGACCGCCCCUCUCCCAAAACCCAUUGCCGACAUGCUCGACGAAGUCUUAACUGUUCUGCGGACCGAUUUCCCUCAGUACCCGCCGCAUACAAUACAGCGCCUGGCCGAGCUGGUGCUCCGCCCGCGCGAACAUUACCGCAACGUGGUGCCUUAUCUCCAUGCGCUCGACCGGAUUGUCCAUGUCACCAGCGGUGCUAACACGUACCCGCUUCCCCCGGCCCUUCCCGAUAUAGGCGCCAUGACUCUGCUGGCAAACGGUGUGGGUGGCCGUGGGGCGGGCGGGUUGUCCGUCGACACUGCGGCGGCGAACAAUCUCGGGUCGGAUGAGGCGCUGGGCGGCGCUCUGCUGACGCCAAUACCCUGGCUAUCGAGGCGAGCAAACGCAGAGGGCAGUGACGACGGCGGGGACGCAGGGAGUUCAUCCCCGCUGUCGGCAAGCGGCAACCCCUCACAGCAGUUCCAACUCCAGCAGCACCAGCAAAGGCAGAGUUCCCACCUCGAAGGCAGGAUACAAACUGAGAAUACGGUGACCAUAGAGGGCCCCAAUGGUAUGGGCAGCAUCGAGACCGUUUCGGUAUCGGUCAACGGCAUCCCGUCCACCGGUGCCGGAGUGGCCAUGCUCACACAGCGCAGCGUCACGCAAGGCGAGCUCUUGCGCCAGGAACAGCGUGCGGGCGUCGUGCCUCUGAACCAGCUCAACAGGCAGCAGCAGCGACACCGACCCAUGGACACUGACGGCGGUGAUACUGCGGAUGAAGAUGCGUCCAUGAGCGAUGGCGCCGCGGAGGAGGAGGAAGAAGAGGAGAUUCCGCAUGCCCGCGGCCCCGAAGAAAUCGGCCCCGCCGACACGGGCCCCCAGGACCCAACGACAGCAAACUACAUCGCUGGGGCCGGCCGCUCUCUAGGUGUAGGUCGCCUCAACUUAGAGGCUGCUGUCGGGCGAAGAGUGCAGACGCCUCCUACCCAGCAGCAGGAGCAACCGGAUGGAAGCAAACGCGCGAGCGGCAGCCCAGACGGGGAGAUCAUCCAGCGGAGUCCCAAGCGCGAGGCAACCGACAAGCUCGAAGCGGCAGUUCCUAAGAAACGGAUCAGGGAAGACGGAUCUACCAUCUCGGCACGCAGCAGCGGAGGAGAAUCUCAGGACCAGGGACAAGAGGGGGCAACAGGGCAACAGCAGAAGUCGGCUGACGACAAAGCUGCAUCCGGAGACGGCGAAGCCGACUCAGAGCCAAAGCGCGACGCUGAGGGAGACGUUGUCCUCUCCGAUGUUGCAGCCGAACAGGCGGGUGAAGACGAGCCAGCUGUUGAUGACUCUUCCGAAAACAAAUCCGAAGCUGCUACGAAAGAUGAAGGCAGGGAUAGGGAUGACGAAGGAGACAGCAAGACAGUGCAAGACGGCGAGGCCUCAACUGGUGCUACUGCCGCCGAAUCAGGCCCAGGAAGUCAAGGCGGUUAGUGGGAUGAGCUCUUCUGUUGACGGGUACUGCUACAGGCGCCUAGCAAACCAAGCGAAAGCACAUGUUGUGAAUGGUUCUCAUUGCUCCCAGUAGUUGCCUAUGGAUUUCCUCUCUUCUAAAUCUGUAAAUGGUUAGGUUUUGUGUGGGUUUUGGGUUGGUUUGUACGAUCUCUCGUGAUGAUUUCCUUUGCUGG